AAAGUCAUGUUCACAUCACUAGCUUAAAAUAAAGAAAAUGUAUGAUGGUCUUGGAAUUGAAAGUAAUGGCGGCUUCUCCAGUCACUGCUGCUUUAGUUCUAACUAUUGAAAUAAGCCUACAUUCAUAAUAUAGAUGGUUUCACUGAAUUGUAGAUUAUCUUGUUUUAAUCUUUUAGUGUGGUGAUUACUUGAAAUGUGACUUCGGUCUGUCUCCGAGUAUUUAUUUUUCCAGAUACAUACAUUUCCAGAACGGCAAAGUGGAGUAGCAUGUCGAGUGACGAAGACAAGCCGCCGGCGCCGCCCGUGCGCCUCACCAGCAACCGCGCCGUCGACCGCGUGGACUCCGCCCCCUCCGUCGACAUGAGGCCGCUACCCAAAGAACCGGAUGACGGCGGUGACAGGAAAAAGAAAACAUUGAAGGCUAAGAUUAAGGGAUCGAAAAGCACCGCACACAACGAUAACAAGCCAAACAUUAGCUAUCCAACCAAUUUCGAGCACACGGUCCAUGUUGGGUUUGAUGCGGUUACUGGAGAAUUUACGCUGCCUAUAACAGGCAUGCCGGAAGCAUGGGCGCGGCUGCUUAUGGCAUCGAACAUCAGCAAGCAGGAGCAGAAGAGCAACCCGCAGGCCGUCCUCGACGUGCUCAAGUGGUACGACGCGUCCGCCACGCAGCCGCCGCCCUCCAAGUACAUGACGUCUGCUCAGAUGCACACCACGCACUCAGGGUCAUCGGUAUCACGAGUGUCUUCCAGUAGUCCAUCGUCGUCGACCCCGACGGACACGGAGCACCCCGAGCCUCCGCCUCCGCCACCGUCUCGACCCGAUCGCACAAAGAGUAUAUAUACGAAACCAAUCGAAGAGGAGGAGGCCCCGCCGCCGCGGCCUGUGCCGUCGCCGGCGUCUCCACCGCACGUCCCGCAUGCUACUAUAACUGCACAUUCGCAGAUAGUCAGCAGAGUGGAGGUGAGCCCGGCGCCGACGCCGACGCCGCUGGACCGCAACAAGAACCCGACGGCCGCGCCGGCGCCGCAGACGCCGCCCGCGCACGCGCCGCACCCGCCGCCUUCUAACGGCGCACAGACCAAUACCGAAACCGGAAGAGCGACUGGACAGCAACAGAGGAAAAAGAAAAUGACUGAUGAGGAGAUUUUAGAGAAGUUAAGAACGAUUGUUAGCGUUGGUGAUCCCAAUCGAAAAUACACAAAAAUGGAAAAAAUUGGCCAAGGGGCAUCUGGCACUGUAUACACGGCUAUCGAAACAUCAACGGGCAUGGAAGUGGCCAUCAAACAGAUGAACCUCAGCCAGCAACCUAAGAAAGAGCUCAUCAUCAAUGAGAUCUUGGUUAUGCGGGAGAACAAACACAACAACGUUGUCAACUAUCUAGACAGUUAUUUGGUUAACGAGGAAUUGUGGGUGGUGAUGGAGUACCUGGCGGGCGGGUCGCUGACGGACGUGGUGACGGAGACGUGCAUGGACGAGGGGCAGAUCGCGGCCGUGUGCCGCGAGGUGCUGCAGGCGCUGCACUUCCUCCACACCAACCACGUCAUACAUCGAGAUAUCAAGUCUGAUAACAUUCUACUCGGCCUUGAUGGACAAGUUAAGUUGACUGACUUCGGUUUCUGUGCGCAAAUAUCCCCCGAACAAAACAAACGAACGACGAUGGUGGGCACUCCUUACUGGAUGGCUCCUGAAGUUGUCACGAGAAAGCAAUAUGGACCAAAGGUGGACGUAUGGUCGUUAGGUAUUAUGGCUAUAGAGAUGAUCGAAGGAGAACCGCCUUAUCUGAAUGAAAAUCCUCUUCGAGCUCUGUACCUGAUCGCGACCAACGGGAAGCCGGACAUCAAGGACAAGGACAAGCUGAGUCCCGUGUUCCAGGACUUCCUCGACAAGUGCCUCGAGGUGGACGUCGACCGGCGCGCCACCGCGCUUGAUUUGUUAAAGCAUCCGUUUUUGAAGUUGGCCCGGCCUCUGGCGUCGCUAACGCCUGUGAUCAUGGCGGCCAAGGAAGCCGCCAAGGGGCAUUAGCGCAGGCUGCCGGCGGCCGCCGCUGCCGCGCCCGCGCGCCCCUAGCGCCCGCCCCCAGUGCCUGCUGCAUCCUAAACGAACCCUUCACUCAAAC
Molecule: messenger RNA, 2119 nt
Organism: Cydia amplana
Lineage: Eukaryota; Metazoa; Arthropoda; Insecta; Lepidoptera; Tortricidae
Gene: Pak
Product: serine/threonine-protein kinase Pak
Exons: 14
Coding region: 268-2025 (585 amino acids)
Biological process (GO): protein phosphorylation; regulation of axonogenesis; regulation of MAPK cascade
Cellular component (GO): cytoplasm
Molecular function (GO): ATP binding; protein serine/threonine kinase activity
Source: RefSeq, a predicted model, not a curated record